AUUUUUCCUCCCUUUUCAUUUCCCCCAAUUAUAAAAACCUAUCAUUUAUUCGCUUUUAAACUUCUUUGUGGCAGACUUUCUCUCUCCAUUUUUCCUUUUCUAAACUUAUUUUCUCUCUCUUAUUCAUACUCUCAAAAAAUCAAUAUUUUCUCCAAUAAUUUAUUACUUUUUUUCAGUCAAAUCAAUUUGAUCCAGCUUCAUAACUGCAAACCCUGUCUGCUUCUUCCUAUUCUUCUAUCUGGGUCAGGUCAUCUUCACCAUUAAAAUUUCAUCGUUUUAUUCAUUUAUAAUUAAAAUUAAUAUAUAAUCUCUGGGUAUGCAAUUUUUAGAUUUUUGAAGAUAAAAAUCUCAUCUUUUUUGUGAAAAAAAAAAGAUGAAGAUGGGUGGUAGUUUAGAGGUAUCUGAUGAAGUAUUGGGAACUUUUGCACCAAUUAUUGUGUAUUGGGUAUACUCUGGGAUUUAUGUGUUGAUGGGUUCUUUAGAUAAAUAUCGUUUACAUUCAAGGAAAGAUGAAGAUGAGAAGAAUUUGGUGUCUAAAUCUACUGUUAUUAAGGGUGUUAUUCUUCAACAAACUGUUCAAGCUAUUGUUGCUAUCAUUCUCUUUGCGGUGACAGCAAGUGCUGAUGAAGCUUCGAAAGAGCAAAGAACAUCUCUGAUUGUUCUUAUUUGUCAAGUUAUAGUAGCCAUGAUCGUCUUAGAUACGUGGCAGUAUUUCAUGCACCGAUACAUGCAUCAUAACAAAUUCUUGUACCGCCAUAUCCAUUCUCAGCAUCACCGGCUUGUGGUCCCAUACGCUUAUGGGGCUCUUUACAACCAUCCUUUAGAGGGACUUCUCCUCGACACUAUUGGAGGAGCCUUAUCCUUCCUUGUCUCAGGGAUGUCCCCACGAACCUCCAUAUUCUUCUUUUCCUUUGCAACCAUCAAGACAGUGGAUGAUCACUGCGGCCUGUGGCUUCCCGGCAACCUCUUCCAUACCUUCUUCCAAAAUAACACUGCGUAUCAUGACGUGCACCACCAGCUUUAUGGUAGCAAAUACAACUUCUCACAGCCGUUCUUUUCAUGGUGGGACCGGAUCCUAGGAACACACAUGCCGUACUCACUAGAGCCUAGAGAAGGGGGUGGAUUUGAGGCACGACCCAAAGAUGACUGAUGUUCGCUUCUGUAUGUCAUACUUGUACCACUAUUCGCUAGUUCUCUAAUUUCGUUUUGAGCUACCUUUUGGUAUGUGUCGGUUUAUGUAAUUAAUUCGUGUCUAUAUGAAGUUUUUUGACGCAUGAGCAGACAAUUUAAUGGUAUAGAGUUACGAAGUUCAGCAUUACCUUCACCGGAAUGGCUGCUGGUUUUUUCCGGCGUUCUGAUUCA
This is a messenger RNA of Amaranthus tricolor (Joseph's coat), 1362 nucleotides long. RefSeq names its product sphinganine C4-monooxygenase 1-like. The coding region runs from base 374 to 1150 and encodes 258 amino acids. Gene Ontology annotation, biological process: lipid biosynthetic process. The transcript has 2 exons. Lineage: Eukaryota; Viridiplantae; Streptophyta; Magnoliopsida; Caryophyllales; Amaranthaceae. Gene Ontology annotation, molecular function: iron ion binding; oxidoreductase activity. The record is from RefSeq and is a predicted model, not a curated record.